AUGUCUCCGGUCACCGUCUUAAGGCCACAGAUGCCCAUGGUCCGUACUCAUGAUGCCACCCGCAAGACCCAUAUUAUGGCCAUUUUAAACCUUACACCCGACUCUUUUUCCGACGGAGGCGUUCACACAGCCAAAGGUGCUGAGGCUAUAAAGACAACUGUCGCGAAUUUCAUUGCGGCAGGCGCCAGCAUCAUCGACAUUGGUGGACAAAGCACUCGCCCAAAGGCCGAUUAUCUUGGACCUAAGGAGGAGCUCGAACGCAUCCUUCCAGUGAUCCGCGUAAUCAGAGAGAUGAAAGAAGCGGACAAUAUCGCCCUCAGCAUCGACACCUUUCACUCUGAUGUAGCUCGGCAGACCAUUCUUGCUGGUGCGGACAUCAUCAAUGACGUCUCAGCUGGUCUCCUAGACCCUCAAAUGCUACCAACGGUGGCUGAGUUGGGGAAGACUAUUGUCCUUAUGCAUAUGAGAGGAGAUCCGCACACAAUGACAAAACUCACUAACUAUCCCGACGGCGUCACCCAUGGAGUAGCUCGAGAACUUUACGAGCGAGUUCAGGCUGCCCUCGACGCCGGGAUUGCCCCAUGGCGAAUCAUCCUCGAUCCCGGCUUGGGCUUUGCGAAGGACCAGGAACAGAACCUCGAACUCCUGAGGAGUCUUCAGCAACUACGGGAACAAACACAAUACUCUUCUGUGCUAAGAAAUUUCCCCUGGCUUAUGGGCCCGAGCCGCAAGGGGUUCAUUGGGAAUGUUACCGGCGUGUCGGAGGCUUCCAAGCGGAGCUAUGGGACGGCCGCCGCAGUUACGGCCAGCAUUGAAGGCGGCGCUGAUAUUGUGCGGAUACACGAUGUUGGCGAAAUGGUUCAGGUUACAAAGAUGGCAGAUGCUAUCUAUCGACGGCCCUGA
Molecule: messenger RNA, 903 nt
Organism: Fonsecaea nubica
Lineage: Eukaryota; Fungi; Ascomycota; Eurotiomycetes; Chaetothyriales; Herpotrichiellaceae
Exons: 1
Coding region: 1-903 (300 amino acids)
Biological process (GO): tetrahydrofolate biosynthetic process
Cellular component (GO): mitochondrial envelope
Molecular function (GO): dihydropteroate synthase activity
Source: RefSeq, a predicted model, not a curated record